Messenger RNA from Belonocnema kinseyi, 1579 nucleotides. RefSeq names its product pollen-specific leucine-rich repeat extensin-like protein 1. The transcript has 3 exons. The record is from RefSeq and is a predicted model, not a curated record. Lineage: Eukaryota; Metazoa; Arthropoda; Insecta; Hymenoptera; Cynipidae. The coding region runs from base 1 to 1560 and encodes 519 amino acids.
AUGGAUUGGAAAUUAAAUUUGUUCCUCUUGGCUGUUGCUUUUGCUCCAGGCCUUACGUUUGGCUCAGAAUGCAACUGUGACAGUGGGGAAGUAGCCACUCUACCAUGCUCGAUUGAAAUAAAGUCACCAGGAGGACCCCGGAAAGGUGGCCGUCAACGAGCAUUCCAACUUGCGCCACUCUCAGGAUCAGGAUAUGGUUCUGGUUUGGGAAUCGGCUUAGGCUCAGGAAGCGGAGGCAGCUUAGGAGGAGGAUCUGGUUUCGGCCUUGGCAUUGGUUCAGGAAGCGGAGGCGGUUCAGAUGGAGGUUCUGGUUUUGGCCUUGGCUUUGGUUCAGGAAGCGGAGGAGGCUCGGAUGGAGGUUCCGGUUUCGGCCUUGGAAUUGGUUCAGGAAGCGGAGGCUUAGGUGGAGGUUCUGGUUUCGGUCUUGGCUAUGGCUCAGGAAGCGGAGGCUUAGGUGGAGGUUCCGGUCUCGGCCUUGGCUAUGGCUCAGGAAGCGGAGGCUUAGGUGGAGGUGCUGGUUUCGGCCUUGGCUACGGUUCGGGCGGUGGUUAUGGACCAGGAUACGGCCCUGGAAUAGUUUAUCUGACACACGCACCACCAUCACCCCCACCAAUUUAUAUCCAGCCAGCUCCAGCCCCAUCCCCACCACCACCAGUCUAUGUAACCCCACCGCUUGCACCAUCACCACCACCAGUAAUUAUAACCCCACCACCUGCACCACUACCAACACCAGUCUAUGUAACCCCACCACCUCCACCACCACCACCACCACCACCACCACCAGUCUAUAUAACCCAACCACCUGCACCACGACCACCAAUUUAUAUCCACAGACGACCCCCACCACCACCACCAAUUUAUAUCCACAGACGACCCCCACCACCACCACAGCCAAUUUAUAUCCCCGCACCAGCCCCGCCACCACCAGUUCCAGUAUGCAUAGAAGUACCAGCCCCACCAACAUAUCAAUGGAUAACCAGUCCAGCUGCAUACAGUUCAGCUACUGCCUCUGCUAGUGCGAAUUCUGGAGCAUCCCAAGCUGCAGCCUCUGCUCAAGCUGCAGCCGCUGCUCAGGCUGCAGCCGCUGCUGAAGCUGGAGCCGCUGCUCAAGCAGCCGCAAACGCCCAAGCUGCAGCUGCCGCUCAAGCUGGAGCUGCAGCUCAAGCUUCAGCUUCAGCCGCAGCUCAGGCUGCUGGUUCGUCUGCUCAAGCCGCUUCUGCUGCCGAAGCUGCUUCCAACCAAGGCUCAGCUUCAGCCUCUUCAUCUGCUAGCGCAAGCUCUGGACCAGCAGUUUACUACUCUGCCCCCGUGAGUGCUACCGCCAGUGCCCAAGCUGUAUCUGGAUCCCCUGUAUAUUUUUACGAUGCACCUCCAGCACCUGCUUGGGGCCCUGAAUUGGUCUAUGGUUACGCAGCACCUGAACCCACUGUCACCUUUUCUGGCCCCCCUGUGUAUUUCGACAAAGGGGUAGAUGUUCCUAGUGGCUACUCUGGAGGCUCCAGGAAGUGGAGGCUGAAACCCAUCUAUCUUGAAGAUGCUCCUGAUGAAUGCACCUGCUAAACGGAAAUCCUUAUGAAAA